Messenger RNA from Lepus europaeus (European hare), 2388 nucleotides. It is a transcript of the gene PIMREG, whose product is annotated as PICALM interacting mitotic regulator. The record is from RefSeq and is a predicted model, not a curated record. NCBI's taxonomy places the organism in Eukaryota, Metazoa, Chordata, Mammalia, Lagomorpha, Leporidae. The transcript is spliced from 6 exons. Bases 135 to 836 code for a protein of 233 amino acids.
UGAGGAUAGGCCCGGGGCGGGGCCGCGCGGAGUUUGAAAUCCGCAGCGGUGGGCGAGAGACCCGCUGUGCUCGGAUCGGCUCGGCGCCUGGGGUGAUCGCAGGGCGCGGUGGACAGAGGCGGCACAGCCAGCAGAUGGCCUGUCGGUGGUCGGUGCGCCGGAGAUCGCUGCUGGAGGAGGAGCAGCCGGAGGAGGAAGCCGCCACGCCGUCCGCAGCCGGCCAGCAGGAUGCGUCCGCGGGGGCCCUGGGCUCCCUAUGCAGACAGUUCCAAAGGAGGCUGCCCCUGAGGGCGGUCAGCCUCAACCUUGGGGCGGGUCCUUCAUGGAAACGCCUGGGGACUCCAGAACCAGAGCAGCAGAGCCUCCAGGCGGCAGCUCGCUCAGCCAAGAGCGCCCUGGGGGCCAUGUCUCAGAGGAUCCAGGAGUCCUGCCAGAGUGGCACCAAGUGGCUGGUGGAGACGCAGGUGAAAGCCAGGAGGAGGAGGAGAGGGGUGCAGACAGGUGGUGGCUCCCCCCCGCACACCCUGAGCCAGAAGAGCACCCGGCUGUCGAGCACCGCCCACCCAGCGCUGGGCUCCCGGGAGCGGGGGUAUCGCCGCCUCUCGGCCCAGACAGGCCCCCGUGCCCACCUGCUCCGGCGGCCAAGGAGGGACGCUGCCUUCCAGAGGAGCCCCUACUCCUCCACAGAGCCCCUGUGCUCUCCCAGUGAGUCUGACAGUGACCUUGAGCCUGCAGGGGCAGGAAUUCCACUCCUUCAGAAGUUGUCCCAGAAGCUGGAUGAAGCCAUAGUGGCUGAAGACAGCGGCGACAUGACCGUCUCUCUCCUCCACAACUAAGGAUGGUGCCCGGCAGGGAACAAGCCCCGUGUGGCACCACACCCAGGACGUCUAGGCCACCCCGUGAGGCCCUGGAGGAAGCCCUGACCCUCCAGCCUGCUGCUAAUGAGCACCUGACGAACAGAGGGCCCCGGAGCUCCCCUGCACUGGCCACCUCUAGGCCCGUCGCCUGUCAUAGCCGGCGGCGACUUGGGGCCUUGCAGACAUGGAAGAAAUUGUUUCUUCUGCUCCCCCAGGGGACUCUUGGGCUUAGAAACUCAUCCCCCCCUCGAGCCUCGGGCUGCUUCCUCCACAGUGUGAUGCGCAGGCACUGGGGGUGUGGCGGGGCCUGGGCCCUGCACCCAGAAGCAGAGUCCCUGGGGGGUCGUCCCAGCUUCCAUUCCUGCUCCCCGCACCAGGGCCCUGGAGGAAGGGACAGGAGAUGUCUCCAGGCGGAAGGACCCUGGGCUCCGGGCCACCUACUGAUACGUUCAGCAUAGGGCACUGUGGAUGUGCAGGGAGGGUGGCCCUCUGUAAGUUAUUUAAGAAAUCUGCUUUGUCAUUUUAUUAGAAAGGAAUCCGUGUACCACUUUCCCAGAGGACAACGCCUGCUCCUAAUAAAGACUCAUUGUGCUUCAGACUCCGUGGCCUGUCGCCCCCACAGCUUGGCCCCUCCCAGCCCUCCCAGUCCAAGCCGGCCUGCCCCGCCCCCCAGCUAAGGGACACACAAGUACAGCGCCUCCACUGAGCUCAAAGCAGAGCACGUUUUAAAGGCAAAUAAGGUUUUUAUUUAAUCGACAACGUUUGAGAUUUGUUAAAAACCAGCUCACAUCAAAAUCGAGACCUGUUGUAAAAAUCUUUUAACUCCAUAAUGCUGUUUUUUGUCAUGUUAGAAAUCUGGUGUUUUACAUUUUCUGUUCUAACGGAUUGUGUACAGGCAGCCGCAAGGAAUCUAACAAACCUUUUCUCACCACGGAACCGUCCGGCACAGAGAAUACUGAACGUCACACACUUGGGAACGGUCAGGCCACGGACAAGGUCGGACUGGCUGCCACCACCGAGUAAACAGGACAGCGGGAUCGAGGGUGGGGGUCCCCGCACGCGAGCAGCCCUCCUCCCAUCUCUCCCUCCGCAGUGCAUCCCGGAGGGCCUGGCUGACUUCCCUCGCCCCCUCCCCGCUGGCUCUCAGCAAGGACAGCAGAGCCCACCAGGCCUCUCUGCUUGGACUUGAUCCUAGCUGGGAUGUGUAAGAAAGCCCCCUCCCCCCACCAAGCCCAGAAGGAAGGGGAGGGGAGGUUUGUUUUUGGCUGAGCCAAAGAUUCUAGGUUUCCAGGGCACUUGGCCCCCCACCCCCUGGGAUUCAGUGAGAAAUUGGUUGUUUAAGGCCAGGUGGACUGUGAUGCUCCUUCAUCGGCAGGGAGCCCCUCCUGAGCAGGGCUGCACCUGCGCUGGGCGAGAUGGCAGGGAUGCAAAACCCACACCAGCUCUGGCCCCGGGUCCACCUGCCUUGGCAGAGUGCCGCUGCUGCGGGAAGAUUGGUGCCGUGUUUUGUUUGUAGGACACUGGCACAGGC